CCUUCUGCUUUCAAGAUGACAAUUCAGCGUUCCAGUUUUUUUCUCAGAGGGAACACUGAGUGUAUCUAUAUAUGGCUACUGUUACAGGAGGGAUCAUGAGUACAUUCCCUGCGGGCCAAUAAGUGUGCCAGCAACCAUAGGGAGUAGCCAAGAAUUCGGCAGAAGAGCGACUCUUAAGACAAACAAAAGUAGCUCAAGAACAGCGUUCCUAAACUGCGGAGGCUUCUUAUUUCCUGGGUCCUCUUUCUUCUGCUUCUCCAUUCUCCUAGCCUGCGUCCAGCCCUCAAACCUCUCCUAUCCUCUCCCUGCCUCCACUGACUGUUCAGGACUGACCCAAACUCCCAGCCUCCCUCUGGCCUCCUCGGGUUCGUACACUGGUACCCGCCAACAUCCCCCAUCCCACCCAACCACGGCCGCGCCCGCGCCUGCGCAGAGCCUCUUCUCGCGCGAACGCGCUGCCAUCAUCCCCGACCUGCUCGCCAGCCGCGGGGAUGCGAGGUCAGCGGUAGCCUGUUGCAGCUCUUUUCGUGGAGCGACGGUUGUCGUCUGUAUCUCCGAACGCCUCCCACUCUACGCAGCCCCGCUAGUAUUCCUCGGGAUCCGGCCCAUGGGGCCUCACACCAGGCCCCAAACAGUAACCUUAAGCAACUAGACCCGGGAAGGUCCUGCGCGGCUGAUACGCGGGCGCGCGGGCGGCGAAGCCUUUGGGCGGAGCCCCGCCCCUCAAAGCCGGCUUCCUGCCUCUGCAUUGGUCCGGGCGCCCGUCAGUCUCCGCCCAUGGGGCCGCGCCGGCAGUGCUCCCCGCUGCCUCGCAGCUCUACGCGGAUUUACUGCCUAUCUCGGCGGGUGUCCAGCCGCCCCGGCCAGUCCGAGCCUGAGCUGGCGCCGGCUGCGGGAAGCCUCAAGAAGGAGAGGGCCGGACGCGGCCAGAGCUGAGCAUCGUCCGGGUGGGCUGCGAGGCCGCAGCCUCUCCGCAGGCAGCACCACCUGUCGCAGGGCGAGACGUCGGGUGAAAGGAAAGAUGUUGUCCAGGUUUCGAGUAGUUGCCACUUCUUGUACGCUGGCAUGUCGUCAUUUGCACCUAAGAGAAAAAGGCAAGCCACUUAUGUUGAACCCAAGAACAAACAAGGGCAUGGCCUUUACGUUGCAGGAACGGCAGAUGCUUGGUCUUCAAGGACUGCUGCCUCCCAAAAUAGAGACACAAGAUAUUCAAGCCUUACGAUUCCACAAAAACGUGAAAAAGUUGAAUGGCCCUUUGGAAAAAUACAUCUAUCUGAUGGGAAUACAGGAAAGAAAUGAGAAGCUGUUUUACAGAGUACUGCAAGAUGACAUUGAAAGUCUGAUGCCCAUUGUAUAUACACCAACAGUGGGUCUUGCCUGCACCCAGUAUGGGCACAUCUUUAGAAGACCUAAGGGAUUAUUUAUUUCAAUCUCAGACAGAGGUCAUGUUAGAUCAAUUGUGGAUAACUGGCCAGAAAAUCAUGUUAAGGCUGUUGUGGUGACUGAUGGAGAGAGAAUUCUGGGUCUUGGAGAUCUGGGUGUCUAUGGAAUGGGAAUUCCAGUAGGAAAACUUUGUUUGUACACAGCUUGUGCGGGAAUACGGCCUGAUAGAUGCCUGCCUGUGUGUAUUGAUGUAGGAACUGAUAAUCCAGCACUCUUAAAAGAUCCAUUUUACAUGGGCUUAUAUCAGAAACGAGAUCGAUCACAACGUUACGAUGAUCUAAUUGAUGAAUUUAUGAAGGCCAUUACUGACAGAUAUGGACAGAACACACUUAUUCAGUUUGAAGACUUUGGAAAUCAUAAUGCAUUCAGGUUCUUGAGAAAAUACCGAGAAAAAUAUUGUACCUUCAAUGAUGAUAUUCAAGGAACGGCUGCAGUAGCCCUAGCAGGUCUGCUUGCAGCACAAAAAGUUAUUGGUAAAUCGAUCUCAGAACACAAAAUCUUGUUUCUUGGAGCAGGAGAGGCUGCACUUGGAAUUGCAAAUCUUAUAGUUAUGGCUAUGGUAGAAAAUGGCCUCUCGGAAGAAGAGGCACAAAAGAAAAUUUGGAUGGUUGACAAGUUUGGUUUAUUAUUUAAGGGACGGAAAGCUAAAAUAGACAGUCAUCAGGAACCAUUUGCUCACUUAGCCCCAGAGAGCAUACCUGAUACUUUUGAAGAUGCAGUAAAUAUACUGAAGCCUUCAGCUAUAAUUGGAGUUGCAGGAGCUGGCCGACUUUUCACUCCUGAUGUAAUCAAAGCCAUGGCUGAUAUCAAUGAAAGGCCUAUAAUAUUUGCAUUAAGUAACCCUACAGCAAAGGCUGAGUGCACGGCUGAAGAAGCAUAUACACUUACAGAGGGAAGGUGUUUGUUUGCCAGUGGCAGUCCAUUUGAGCCAGUGAAACUCAGUGAUGGGCAAGUCUUUACACCAGGUCAAGGAAACAAUGUGUAUAUAUUUCCAGGUGUGGCUUUAGCUGUUAUUCUCUGUAACACCCGGCAUAUUAGUGACCAUGUUUUCCUAGAAGCUGCAAAGGCUCUGACAAGUCAAUUGACGGAUAAAGAGCUAGCUCAGGGGAGACUUUACCCACCACUUGCUAAUAUUCAGGAAGUUUCUCUUAACAUUGCUAUUAAAGUUACAGAAUACCUGUACGCUAAUAAAAUGGCUUUCCGAUACCCAGAACCCGAGGACAAGGCCAAAUUCAUUCGAGAACGAAUAUGGCGAAGCGAAUAUGAUUCCCUGCUGCCGGAUGUGUAUGACUGGCCCGAGUCUGGGUCGUGCCCGCCCCCGAUAGCGGAGUAGAAGCACGGCACGGAGAAGUACUUUCCAUGCUUCACGGAACUCUUUUUUUCCAGACAGAAAGCGAUAAUGUUAUCAAAUUCAUGGGUUUUUCUGUGUUUUUGUUCUCCCCCACCACUUUAUUUUGCCCCGUACGCGGUAGGCGUUGACUACGUUGUCAAUGCCUGCAGGCACCCUGCAAUCAGAUGACCAUAUUGCUUUCAUUUCUGAUUUCUGACUCAUACCACAUCAAAGAGAGAUUAAAAAUGUACUUGUGAAUGUCUUCACUUGUGCUCUUGUUCACUGUUGCCAGAGUAUUUGCUACUGCCUAGUACAGCUCAUGGUCUUCUCUAACCCAGCUCUUUUAGGGCUACAAAGAUAGAAAUUUACUUCUAUGCCUAUGAGUACAGAAUUUUGAGAAGAAGCCAAAUUUAACCUAAUUCUAAGGACAAAUUGUCAAUAUUGAGAAAUGUUCUUUUAUUUCUGCUUUAUUUUACCUUCCUGUUCAGCAGGUCCCUUCCAGCAGAUAGAUGGAGAGAAAUAUGAAAAAUCUACCCUAUUAUUUAUCUUCUGAAACUGAAACUUAACAUUAGAGAAAUGGGAGCUACCACUGUCUUUAGACAGAUAAACAAAAUAGUCUUUGUUUCCAGUAGUAUAUAAAAAUCACAGUGUAACUUUAAAAUAAAGGUAGUAUCUUAAAUUUAA
Messenger RNA from Vicugna pacos (alpaca), 3457 nucleotides. It is a transcript of the gene ME2, whose product is annotated as malic enzyme 2. Gene Ontology annotation, biological process: malate metabolic process; pyruvate metabolic process. Gene Ontology annotation, cellular component: mitochondrion. The record is from RefSeq and is a predicted model, not a curated record. NCBI's taxonomy places the organism in Eukaryota, Metazoa, Chordata, Mammalia, Artiodactyla, Camelidae. Gene Ontology annotation, molecular function: NAD binding; malate dehydrogenase (decarboxylating) (NADP+) activity.